CUGUAUGUCUAGAAGUUUCAGAGUUAGGAAAAACUGCAGAGUCAUUCAGACUUUUAAGUUUUAAAUGUCAGAGAUGAACAGUGACUGCGGAAAUGUUUAGGUUGUUAGCUUAGCAGCAUCGGAGAGCAACUUCAAUCAUUUACUGGAUCGUACACACUCUUCAUCGGUCUGGAAAAGAUUUACGGCUCCUUGACAAACAUGUCAGAUCAAGAAAUAUUUAAAUACAGUCCAAGAGGCGGUGGUGCAAUGUUUAGGUCCCUAAAACCUGACUUUGAGCCAGGUUUGCACAAUCAUCCUCAUGAAGUCCACUUGGCAGAGGAUGCAGCAGUUCAUGGCAGCACAGUAGGACUGAGAAAUGAUGCACUUGCAGCUGAAGACUCGAACCACAAACAGGAAUCUGUUGUUAGUGAAGGUGACGACGGAUCAAACGAGACAUCUCCCAUCCUCAUCAGAAAAAAUCUGCUUGAUUCUGAUGAUUUGUUCAUGGAAAAUGAGGAUGACGAUUUUGAAGAUGCAGUCGUUUUCUCUCUCCGCGGUUUGUCUCCCACUGCAAGCACACUCUCAGAUGAGGAGUUUCUAAUGGACCAGCUCAAGGACCUCCAGACCACAUAUGAGAGUACUGGGACUGAAGUUUGGCAAAUGGAGUGGCACAAGAGUCACAUGGCAGCUUUAAGCAGCGAGAAGUUUGACGUCCUCCUAAGAAUGUAUCCAGAUUUUUACGGCUGUAAAAGUCACAUGGCAGCAUUCGUCCUGAUAAGUGAGGUCGUGGAUAUAACAGGUCGUCCAUGUCAGCAGUAUAAGGUUGUGGCGAUGGGAGCUGGGCGCUCGUGCUGCAGCGGCUGGCUGUGCUACAGCGGCAUGAUGGUCCACGACUGCCACGCCAUAAUCAUCGCUAGAAGGGCUCUCCUGAGGUUUCUAUAUAAACAGCUUUUGCUGUUCUUUGAAGCCGAUCCAACAGCCAAGCAGAGUUGUAUUUUUGAGAGCAGCACUGACAGUCAUCAGCUGCAGCUCAAACCCAAAAUCAGCCUCCAUCUCUACACCAACCGGUGCCCUGAGGGAGCCGCUAAGAACUUCUACUUCAAGAGCUCGGGGAACAACUGUUGGACCAAUUUAAAGCUACAGUACCACGCCAAGGGCCUGCUGGUACCAGUGGCUUACCUGGACCCGGGCCUGUGGGGUGCCAAAGUGUGCUGCGUCUCCGGAAGUGAUAAAUUAUGUUGCUGGACCAUCAUUGGAGUUCAGGGCGCAUUAUUGAGCCACUUCAUUCAGCCGCUUUACAUCACCACCAUAGUGCUAGGAGGUCAGACGAUCUUUAAUGAGGAAGUAUCUGACAUCACCAACAAGCGACUGGGUGACGGAUGGGAAGGGAUUCUGCCUCUGUCCUACAAGAAACAGGACAUCCUCUUCCUGUCCGGCGACUACGUGGGCCCGGCGGAGACGUCCCAGAUACAUGACAACCUCAGCAUCAACUGGUGUCUUGGAGAUGAAGACAUUGAAGUUCUGGACAGCAGCAAAGGCGGCGUUGUUGAAGGUUCUCCUUCUGUGAAUGGGCCCAGCUUCACCAGCAGACUUUGCAAGAGAGCCCUCUACAGUUAUUUCCAGCGAGUUGCACUGCUGGGUGGGCACAGCUACCUGGUGGAGCUGCCCACCUACCACAGUGUCAAGAUGGAAGCUUCCAUCUACCAGACGGUGAAAGAUCUGAUCAAGCAGCGCUUCCUGAGCAACCAGGCCGGGCCCUGGAAUUCAAAAAAGCUCGUGGAUUGCUUCAGCGCUUAAACACUUCUCUACAAACGGUUAACGUGGAAGUUUAUUGAAGCUCAUCCUGAGAUUGGAGUUAUUGUUCUUUUAGUGAUUUUAUUUGCAUGUUAAUUUGACAAGUAAUUGUUUGGUUUGGUUGUUUGGCACAGGAGCUUUCAGUUUGUGUAGGUGUUUAUGGAAAAUAAACAAGAGCCAACUGUUUGCAGG
Messenger RNA from Xiphophorus couchianus (Monterrey platyfish), 1965 nucleotides. RefSeq names its product adenosine deaminase domain containing 2 (gene adad2). The record is from RefSeq and is a predicted model, not a curated record. The transcript is spliced from 12 exons. Gene Ontology annotation, cellular component: nucleolus; cytoplasm. Gene Ontology annotation, molecular function: double-stranded RNA adenosine deaminase activity; adenosine deaminase activity; double-stranded RNA binding. NCBI's taxonomy places the organism in Eukaryota, Metazoa, Chordata, Actinopteri, Cyprinodontiformes, Poeciliidae. Bases 199 to 1776 code for a protein of 525 amino acids. Gene Ontology annotation, biological process: adenosine to inosine editing; RNA processing.